AUGUUGGCUGGACUCUGUCAAAUCGCGCUCGGCAGCGGCCUGCUGCUUGCGGUCGCGCCGGUGCCAGUGCAGGCGGUCAAUCACCUACUUCCCGACCUCGUCCGUUUGAACGAGACAGUGCUCACAAAUACUACAUCUCCGGUGAACGGCAGCACGUUUGCAAACAGCACAGCGCCGGCGAACUCGACUGCGCCGGCGACGCCGCUGUCGAACUCGACGCAGACGAGCAACUUCAUCAGCAAUCUCGACGGCUUCUCAAAGCCCAACAAUCUCGUCAACUUUUACUUUAUCUUUCUCAUCCUGCUUGUCGUGGUCGCGUACUUUGGUCUACGAUACUACCAGAAGCGAAGACAAAAGCGACGGGCUCGAUUGUUCUCCUCGCUCCGUGCUGAGGCGCUGCAGCGCGAUAUCGAGGCCGACGCGGCUGCUCGGGCUAGUCGCAGGCCACCCUUUUCAGAUAUGGUCCAGGUCGACGACAGCAGUAAUAGCCGGAAUCCGUUUCUCAGUCGGCGGCGCGCGCCUUCGCCCCCACCGCCUCCACCGCCGUAUACACCUGAUAUGCCGCGGGCGGUGGACGCAGCUUAUCUAGGAGGAGGGAUGAGACUGCCAAUGUACGAAGACGUGGUCGAAGACGAGACCGAAGACAGCAACCAACACGAAAGCACCGAUGCUGACCACGACAGCGACGCCGACAGCAGUCAGCAGUCAUAUGACGAAUGGAUGUCUGGCCGCGAUAGUUCUAAUCAGUACGGCCCGUCCGACGACGAGCCGUCAUCCUCACGAGCGUCAACCAUGACCAGUAUCCUUGAUCGUCGAUGA
Myxozyma melibiosi is the source of this 819-nucleotide messenger RNA. RefSeq lists its product as uncharacterized. Lineage: Eukaryota; Fungi; Ascomycota; Lipomycetes; Lipomycetales; Lipomycetaceae. The record is from RefSeq and is a predicted model, not a curated record. The transcript has a single exon. Bases 1 to 819 code for a protein of 272 amino acids.